AUGAAACGGCAGAGUCUUAACUUUGGUGGCACAUCGGACUGGGCGAUCGAUCUUCAAGAAGAGUGGGCUGAUACUCACAACGUUGAUGGUGACGACGAAGGUGAAGACGAUGCCGACUGGGGAAGCUUUGCUAAGUGCAAUAAAAAGUACAACACUGUUGAUGACAUUCCCUCGUCCACGUCCGGUCGCUGCGUUGCUCCGUACAUCUUGGGUAGUCUGUCCAAAGAACUAGCAGUCGCCGUCAAGGACUACAAAGAGGUCUCCAAGGGAUAUGAUGACAAGUUCAAAUGGUAUGUUGAUUGGGUCAAGGAGGGCAUCGACGCAGCGUUGGACACAUUCAUGAAGGUAAAGUCCGGCGAAGGCAACAAGUACAUGGACUGUGAGUGGACUGCGCCGAACAGUAAAGGGUCCGGUCCUUGCACCGAGGUUGAGCUGAGUGUCCCAGUUGGUACUCCUAAAGCUGCCAACAGACGAUUUGUCACGUACAAGAUGCGCGACGAGAAGGGGUUUUACGAGGCACUUCUUGCAAAUCAUGGAAUCGAGAAGAAUUGGGUGGAGUGGAAGGACUAUGCAGACCAUGACGUUUGUAUCUGCCCCAACGGUCCACACGUCCGCGAUGUUGAUGAGAAGGAGCCCAGCCGGUUUGCUGCUGGUCCAAUCUGCCCUUGUGAGGCACACGCAGGUUUCACUAUGCACAAGAACUACCCGCGUCGCAUCCAAGACACUGGCAAGAUCGAUGUUCCUAACCCCAAGUCCAUCAUCGACGAGGCUAUUCCCAAGACUGACGAGCUUUCCGAGCUCCUCAGCAAGUCGUAUAUUGAUGCGCUAAAUGCGGAUCUCGGCGCCUCCACUGACGAUGCGGUCACAGCAUUUAGCAUGCCUGUCUUUAUGCUAGAAGACGCUAUUGAGUCUAUCAAGAAGGUGAAGGAGAUUGGCGAGAAGCAAAAGGAAACCAAGACACGUGAACUGGUCCUCAAUAUCCUCAGCAUCGUCUUCGCAGUCAUUCCCUUCGCCGGAUCAGCUGCGUCAGCUCUCGGUGGUGCGGCGAUGAUUGCCCGAGCGGCACUUAUCAUUGGCGAGGCUGGUAGCGCUGCACUUAGCAUUGUCGAUAUCGUGGAAGACCCAGCGUCUGCUCCUUUUGCCAUUCUUGGUAUGCUCAUUGGUUCCAAGGGCGUGAAGGUUAAAGGCCCCAGAAAGGCCUUCAAGGAUGCCGCCGAUGCUCGACGGGCUCUGAAGGGCAACAAGCUCGAGGCAUUUUCUCCAGAGUUCCGGCGCAAGGACAAAAUUGUGCAGGGUCUUUUGAAGAAGAGCGAGUCAUGCUCUAUCGCUUAG
Molecule: messenger RNA, 1332 nt
Organism: Fusarium musae
Lineage: Eukaryota; Fungi; Ascomycota; Sordariomycetes; Hypocreales; Nectriaceae
Exons: 2
Coding region: 1-1332 (443 amino acids)
Source: RefSeq, a predicted model, not a curated record